AGAAGAAAAAAAAGAGAAGAAAAAAACCUCCAAAAAAAAAAAAAAAACCCGUCCAUCGAUCCAGACUGGCCCUCCUCGACCACACCACACUCUCUAGCUCAUCCUACCUCCAUCCAGCACUUGGGCCGUCGGUCGGACCCCAAAAGAGCCGUCGUUCGCCGUGUCUGUUCUGUCUGCCCCUUCUGCCCCUUCUGGCCUCUUCCUCUCUUUCUUCUCACAAAGGCCGCCCCGCCCACCACCGCCUCCUGGCACAUCGGCCCAUGUGCCAACUGGGACCACCCUACUAGAUCAUAGCAGGCGACUUCAAGUCUUUGCGCACUGCUCGGGGGACGAUAGAAAGACUACACCUGGAAUCAACACCGGUACUCGCACCGGUACGGCUUCACCCGGACCCUCAUCCGCUUCGACGUUCCACGGUCGGACCCGGCGCCGGCUUGUCCCCCCGGGACUGAACUGAUCGGCUUCUCCAACAUGGCACCUACCACCGAGACUACCUCAAACAAGGCCCUGUACGACGGCGUCGACGGGUCGCCCGUCCAGACACACAUCUACAGCGACGGCGAGGUGCGUGACGCCGCCACCGCCACCACCACCUCCACCAGCGAGGACCAGGCCGUCGCCCAGGGCCUGCAGCAGAUCCAGGCCAGGAAGGUCCACUGGUACUCGUACUUCACCACCUGGGACUUCUGGGUCCUCAUCCUGCUGGGCCAGCUCCUGACCCUCUGCAACACCGCCACCAGCACCUUCACCUCCUUCCUGGUCGAGUGGGGCACCUCCAUCCCGGCCUUCCAGACCUUCUUCAACUAUGUCCUGCUGAGCGCCGUCUACGUCCCCUACAUGUUCUACCGCUACGGCUGGCGCAAGGUCGCCCGCGUCGCCCUCUCCGACGGCUGGAAGUACCUCAUCCUGGCCUUCCUCGACGUCGAGGGCAACUACUUCACCGUCCUGGCCUACCGCUACACCAACAUCCUGUCCGCCCAGCUCAUCAACUUCUGGUCCAUCGUCUGCGUCGUCGUCGUCUCCUUCGCCCUGCUCAAGGUCCGCUACAAGCUCUUCCAGAUCCUGGGCAUCCUCAUCGCCUGCGGCGGCAUGGGCAUGCUGCUGGGCAGUGACGCCAUGACCGGCUCCAACAACUUCUCCACCCCCGACAUGCUCAAGGGCGACCUCUUCUGCCUGGCCGGCGCCACCUGCUACGGCCUCAGCAACGUCUUCGAGGAGUGGUGCGUCUCGCGCCGCCCCGUCUACGAGGUGCUCAGCUUCAUGGGCAUCCUGGGCAUGUGCGUCGGCGGCGCCACCGCCGCCAUCUUCGACAGGCAGACCUUCCAGGAUGCCACCUGGAACGGCCCCGUCAUCGGCUACGUCGUCGGGUACACCCUGUGCCUCUUCAUCUUCUACUCGCUCGCCCCGCUCAUGUUCCGCAUGGGCUCCGCCGCCUUCUUCGACAUCAGCCUGCUGACCGGCAACUUCUGGGGCGUCAUCAUCGGCAUACACGUCUUCGGCUACGCCGUCCACUACCUGUACCCCGUCGCGUUCGUCCUCAUCAUCAUCGGCCUCGUCGUCUACUUCCUCGCCGGGAGCAUGCUGGGCGACUCCAAGAAGCCCUGGCUGGGCGACAACCAGGAGGGCGGCGUGGCCGGCAUCGGCACAGCCAAGCUCAAGGCGCUCAACGAGGCGAGGAGGCAGGGCCUCGUUGCUGACCAGCGAGUCUAGGUCUCGGAGGCUUGUCGGUGGGGCAGGGUCUAGCCGCAACACACUAAAUCUAGAGCACACCGUCAACAGGAUAUAAUGUUGAUACACAUGGCGUAUAGUAAUUCUUGAAUAAUGGCAGACAUAUCACUCGCUUGAAGCGUAACUCCUCCUCGGACACGUCCCAGACCAGCCGUAAAUCGGCCCCCAGGCCGUAAGCUUGCUACAGAAUAGAGGGACGGGAAGGAAGGCGUUGACCGAAACGGUGGCUGUCGUCUAAAUCCCAGAGCCGCCGCUUGGCUUGCCAUCGCAUCAGUCUUUCUCCUGUUGCUCGCCCCUCACCUCCGAUCUUGCUGUGGGCGACAGUGGUAUCAGCAGUGCGUGCCGGGGGAGUGAGGCCGUGAAGCGUCGGCCCAUAGCGUGACGGGAGGUGGUGGUCCAGACUGUUGAAUGUGACACCGCCAACCCCCCUUGGUGUUCCUCUGCCCCUCCCACUCAUAACAAGCCAGAUAUAGUCCUACGAUGACAUGACACAGCAUUGAAGGUUCCUGCCCCGCCGACAGUACUCGUUGUUUGCCCCCAGGAACGACCUUCUUAUGGACAUAUGUACGGGAAGACUGAGCAGACGUGCAAUAAGCUGUUUUGUCUCGCGGCCACGGCAUCUACACACAUCCCCUACAAGACAGCCUCCCGUAGAAGCCACCCCCGGCUGGGCGGCCUGACACUGGCCGACCACCAGUGUGGUCAUGAAUCGCCUCGUCACCACUCUUGUGCGUUUCUUGCUACUGCUCGGGCAGAGGCCCCAAGAACGAAUAUCAGGUGCUUUUGCAACGUUCUCGUAGCCGAUCGUGAGCGUGAUGCAGCUCCAGGUGCGGCACGGCCGCGCACGAGAUGCGUCGCCUGAGAGCGGCUGCCACGGGGUCCGGGAUAUUGUCUCUGAUCAGUAAGGCCAAUUUACUUGCCAUCUAUCCGGAGAAGAAGUUCGCCGGCGUGUGGCAUCCUCCCCCCUCGACGCGUUGGGGGUUGAUCUGCAGAGUCCCUGUCCACGGCAGAAGCAGUGUCACUCUUGACCCGUGUAUUGCAAGUCUGUGUAUCCCAUUGGCCGUCGGUACAUUGCGGCUCGAAGUCGGUGUAGAUAAAAGCCUAGUAGAUUUGUCCAAAGA
Molecule: messenger RNA, 2849 nt
Organism: Diaporthe batatas
Lineage: Eukaryota; Fungi; Ascomycota; Sordariomycetes; Diaporthales; Diaporthaceae
Exons: 1
Coding region: 472-1710 (412 amino acids)
Biological process (GO): transmembrane transport
Cellular component (GO): membrane
Molecular function (GO): transmembrane transporter activity
Source: RefSeq, a predicted model, not a curated record